AAAUAACUGAGAUAAUAUGCAUAAUAUUAGGAUAAUAUGAUUAGAUAAUAAACAGGCACAACACCAGCUGUAAUAGCAUUUCAUUUUAUUUAUUUAUUUUUUAAUUUACUCAACUUUUUUUUUUUUAUAAUGCACAUUUCUUACAUUAAUUGAACGUGAUAUCACCUAUUGGAUAAGAAUAGUAUAGCAACAACACAAUAGUAAGAGAACACAACAAUAAUGUAGACCAGACACAAUAAAUACAAAGAUCAUUAAAGGAUUCUAGUUUUUAAAGGCUUCUGAUGAUUUAAAAUAAUACAAUAAACCUAUUUUUUCUGUAUCAGACAGUCUUGUGGGUGCUUUAAUAUGUAGAGUAAAACAUAUAAACAUAAGAGCUUAUGACAGAUCUGCCUUUAAAAGGGUCAUGAACUGAGAAAUCAAGAUUCCCUUGAUCGUUUGACAUAUAAGAGGCCACUGUACUACAAAAACUAGUACUGUAAGUUUCAGAUUGUUUGAUAUGUAUUAUAUGAGUUAUAUAUGAGUUCUUUAUGCGUUUUUGACUUAAUUGACCGUAUGCACGAUGACUUCCUGGUUGUAGAUAAGCCAGCUCAAGUCAUUUCCGGUCGACUGCACUGUGUCGUAAGGGGAGUAAGUUGCUCGGUGUGGCGAGGGGGGCGUGGUUAGCAGGAUCUGCAGCGGGAGAGAGAGACUGGAGAACGAGCGGUGAGUAAGUGGGUCAAGUGCAAGAUGACAUUCACCUGUUUCUCGUUCCAGUGAUUGGCGUGGAGAGACUAAAAGUCACCGUGGGGCAGACGGUAGACGGAGGAACCAGACUGAGGACUCGGGAGGGCAAGAACCGUGGCUGAGCAGAGACUCACCAAAGUGCUGUGAACUUAUAUGAUUUGAAGGUGCCGGAGUGCACAACAUUUAUUUUUGUGAACCUGAAUAAAUUUUUCCCGAGCCUCAGUUACGCCGACUCCGACUUCUUCCUUCCUUCAUCCGAACUUUGCUACACUGGUGCCGAAACCCGGGAAGGAAGAAGCCCGGCCACCGCCGUCAUGCAGUCCCCGCCGAGCUCGCCGUUUGCGGAAGUCAUCCAAUCGCUCGCGGGCCUCCACCAAGAACACCAUCAGGCGCUGCUGGAGAUGCGGGACGAUCAGGAGCGCCGUUUCCGCUCCCUGAUGCAGGCCCAGCAGGAGGACCGCGAGCUGUUCCGGAGCUGGAUGGACCAGGAGGGACGGGCCGGGGGGCCGUCCUCAAGAAACUCCACCGGCCCCUCUCACCUGCCCCUAAAUAAAAUGGGGCCACAGGACGACCCAGAAGCUUUCCUCGAUUUGUUCGAGAAGUCGGCCGAGGCAUGUGGGUGGCCACAAGACCAAUGGCCGGUGCGUCUCAUACCUCUGCUGUCAGGGGAGGCCCAGGUGGCGGCCCAACAAUUGCCCGUCCAAAACCUCCUGGUCUUCACCGACCUCAAGCGAGCCAUCCUCCAGCGGGUCGGCCGGAGCCCAGAACAACAUCGCCAGCGGUUUCGGUCACUGGAGCUGGGCGAUAGUGGCCGGCCCUUCGUGCUCGCUCAACAGCUCCGGGACGCUUGCCGCAGAUGGCUGUUGGCCGGGGGUGGCGACGUCGAGCAGAUCCUCGACCGAGUGGUGCUGGAGCAGUUCAUUGGCCGUCUGCCGAGAAAGAUGGCAGAGUGGGUCCAGUGCCACCGCCCGACGUCGCUAGACCUGGCCAUCCAAUUGGCGGAGGACCAGAUGGUGGCGUGCCCAGGAGUCGGCGAAUCCCUGCCAGCGGUUUCUCUCUCUCUCUCUUCCCCUAUUGUUUCCCCUUGUCCUGUCCCACUUCCCAGGUCCCGUCUGGGCAUUUCUCUUCGGGUCCCACCCCGGGGAAGGGGUGGGCUGCCUCCAGAGGCCGUCGCUGGCACAAGGGUGCUGCCCAGGGGGGCGGGGCUAGCCAGCACGGGGACCACAGCAGUACCUUUUCCUCCACUCUCUCCACGCCAAUCUCUUGACCCACUUCCUGCCACUAGGGCGGCAGGGAGGCCUGGGCCGGCCUGUUGGCAGUGCGGGGACCCAGGGCACUUCAUGGACCGAUGCCCAGUGAUGGAGGUGGGGGCACUGAUCCGGGUCCCGGACAGCCCACAGGCUGCCCCCGAUCAAGCUGGCCUGUACCAAAUACCUUGAUUGGCGUGGAGAGACUAAAAGUCACCGUGGGGCAGACGGUAGACGGAGGAACCAGACUGAGGACUCGGGAGGGCAAGAACCGUGGCUGAGCAGAGACUCACCAAAGUGCUGUGAACUUAUAUGAUUUGAAGGUGCCGGAGUGCACAACAUUUAUUUUUGUGAACCUGAAUAAAUUUUUCCCGAGCCUCAGUUACGCCGACUCCGACUUCUUCCUUCCUUCAUCCGAACUUUGCUACACUCGGUUUCUCUACAUAAUCCAUUCACAAUUUGGAGAAAAAGUUUACCAUAUACCGUUUCAGGAAUGACAAACACAAAUGUUAAAUUUACGCGAGGGAAUCCGGUAAAUCAUGCCGCGAGUCAUUGCUAUGAUUGACAGUGAUAACAGAACGAAACGUCUGUGCAUUAAGUGAUUCAGACUAAAUUCAGACUAACAAAACUACAGCAGCAGCAACUCUGUGUUGGAUAAAACUUAAACGAUGUAGUUAUUAAAAUGAAAUCUACACAUUUCAAAAUAUUGCAUUAUUUCAUUGUUAUACCAACUUAUGUAAUAUGUAUUUGUCUAUAGGUAUAAUUCAGCAUUAGGCUAUAGGCUGUUGUCUGGCCUUAUGUAUUUAUUUAAAUGCCAAGUGACUUUGUGACUUCCUGCACUUGCUAAAUUUGUUAUAAUAUUUAUUUAAUAAUAAAUCAAAAGACGUGAAAAAAACUAGGCAGGUGAAAUGGCCGCCGCAGCCAGUGAUUGAUCCCAUGCAUCUGGUUAUAACGGUAAUUUCAUUUUCAUCUUAAAACGUCUUCGCAGAGACACGUUUUUGCUACAUUUCUUCAUGUCGUCUUCAUGAAUGAAAAGUGAAGCUUUAAUAAUGUGGAUUUUACUGCACAGAGUUGAGAAAUAAUAAAGGCUUUAAAAUUUUAUAAGAUUUUAAAAAUGUGUUCAUGGCUCUGAAGGUAAGAUACUGAUUAUGGAGAAUACCAUUACGAUGUCGUUUAAGAGAUUAGCCUAACCGCCUGAACAGUUACGAUAGUGUUUAUUUGUCAGCAUUUAAAUGUACAGUUAGCCUAAGUGUCUGGGUACUGUCCUGGGAUUACAAGACUCUGCAUAUACAAUUCUGUUCUUUAAUAACAUGAAACUGUAUGUUAAUGCUGCUGUCAUUAUUUACGGUGUUGCAAUUAUUUUGUUUCUCAGUUUCUGAUAAGAAUGAGGCAGGAGAGGUUUCUGUGAGAGUCUCUAUAUAGAGCACAUAUAAAAUGAGCUUCACCGGAAGAUUAUGAGCUGGCUUAUCUUUAUCCGGAAGUUCAAAAUAGCGCUCCGUGCAUAUGGUCAAUUCACAGCAGCGUCCAUCUGUAAAGGAUGUUGGAUGUCAAUCAUAUACAGCUAUUAGCCAAUCACAGCAGUGGGCGUAACUUCUGAGUCUGCAAUCCACCACACCUACUGAAACAGAGCGUUCUGAUGAGGGGGGUCAAAACAGCACAGAAAAUAGCCUAUCACAUCUAAAUUAUGAUGAUGUUUGAUGUAAAAAUCUUGAUAACAUCAUAAGUGGACCUCAGAGAACAGUACAAAAAAAUAAUAAUAAAAUAAAAUAAAAUAGAGGCAGUUCAUGUCCCCUUUAAAGUUAUAAACUGUAUAGUUCAAAAUAUGCUGUAAUUAUAAGUUUAAAAUCAACUCAAAUCAAAAUGAACGAGAAUUUUACUUGCUCUAUAAGCCUAUUUUUAUUAUCAUUUAAUAGUCAUAUGUCCCUUUGUGAAUGAACGAACGAACGAACAAAUUAAUUAAUUAAUUAAACAAAUGUGUGAAAG
Messenger RNA from Onychostoma macrolepis, 3953 nucleotides. RefSeq names its product zinc finger protein 445-like. Gene Ontology annotation, molecular function: zinc ion binding; nucleic acid binding. NCBI's taxonomy places the organism in Eukaryota, Metazoa, Chordata, Actinopteri, Cypriniformes, Cyprinidae. The record is from RefSeq and is a predicted model, not a curated record. Bases 1038 to 2162 code for a protein of 374 amino acids. The transcript has 2 exons.